GAGGGUCGGUUUAAACUUUUGCCAAGCAAAUUGUUGCAAGAUGUAAUUUUUUAUUUUUUAUUUAUUUGUUUUGGAUAGUGCUUUCGUAAUCACAAAAAAUUAACUGUUAAAAUGGGGUCUUAUCAUAUUCUGCUCAGAGCUGACAUGGUUGUGAGACGUGUGACAUUAACAAGGGCCCUUUUAAACUAUUGAACCAAAACAAAAAUCACAGCGCUUUUGUUUAGUGAGUUCUUUUUAAAUGUUGCUCAAAACUUCUAUUGGCACGUUUGCCCUUUUUGCGAUUCGCUUUUGUAAUUCUCGAGAGAUAUAGUGUUUUCUUUGCCAUUGCAUUGGUAUUUCAGAUUCAAAUCUAACUUACCCACAGUAUGAUCAGACUGGGAAUCGAACAUGGGAUGCUUGGUUCACAGUGGUAAACUACUUGAAGUAAAACUGUGCCCACUUAGAGAAUAAUUUGAAUAAAUGUCAGGAAUAAAAAAAGCAUUAAAAAAUUCUUAAAUUAUUUUUAAAUAGGCUUUCUUUCAGGAUUAUCAUUAUUUAUUUAAUAGACAUCUUUAAAUAUUCUGCUCUGAUAGAAAUGUAUAUAGCCUAUUUAUUUGCAUAGUAAAUAAUACAAGUACAUAGGUAAUUGUUGAAAGUACUGGUUCAUUCAAAAGAAAGUGAGUUCACCAACACAAUGUUAUCUAGUUUUCUGUAGUCUCCAAAUAACUUUAUGUAAAUUUCCCAUAAAAUAUUUAGUUUAUUUUUACCAGUAAAUAAUUUCAAGUCUGCUGGCGAUGCAGAAAGUGCAGAGGGGUGUCUCAAUACUGACUGCAUUUGUUGUUCAGUUAUUUUAAACAAUGGAUAAAAUGCUUUGCUUGCCGUGCAACACAGAGUGGCACAGAUUUGCUAUUUAAAGCUGAAAAAUGUAAUAUUUGUAGGGGUAGUCAAAUUUCGUUAAUGACGAAAUCGCGAAAUUUAAAAAAAAUCACUUGCACAUAAAGUGUAAUACAAAUAACCUUACUUGGUAGUGAUAAGACGUUAAUAUACUGCAUUUCGUUUUAACGAAAUUUGCUGUGAUGCGCGAAAUCCGUAGUUUUUCACGAAAUAUGACGAAAUCGCGAUAUUUGCGCGAAAUUAACAUGUUUAUCGCGAAAAAUCAUGUUGAAACAUUCUGGAACCUGCACAAAACGUUUAUUAUUCCAAGAGGUUAUAUGUGAGACGCCAUCUUUGCUUUUGUUUUUCUCUAGCACCCAUAGAGUAGAGUGUAGCAAUAAACAUUAACACUUAGCUACUGGUGGACAAAUCACAGAUGGCGUUGGUAGUUACGAGUGUCGAAAUGUUCUAUGAUUUUGUUUUCACGAGUGUGUGUCUGUCGAGUUUAAGUUCUUUAUUUCCGAGUGGAUGCAAUAUGUCUCUCUUCCGCAUCUAUGAUCGUUUUCCGUUAAAGUUUUUGUGUCAUUUUGGUCAUAUUACCAUGGUCACUGGAUAAACAUAUAAAAUGCCGAAAGUUGUGUUUUCGAAAGAGCUAAAGAAUAUGACGACAAAGGAUUUUACGUGUUCAGUAAAGAAAAAGGCAUCAUGAUGUGCAAGUUCUGUAAUGUGCAAGUCGAUUGGAAAAUAAAAUACACGUGUGAAAAACACUGUAAAUUUCGAGCAUCGCACUGGAACUAAGCGUCAAGUUACUCUAGAACCAUAUAUUUCACGAAUGAAAAUUAUUACAUCCAGACGUACGCCUACUCAGUCUCCGUCGUCGCAUACGUUCCUACGAGACGUAAUAGGCCUUAAAACGGCAAAAAUUACAUUAUUUUGCCGACCGCAAAUGCGUCUGGUGACGCAAUCGUCGAUAGGCCUUAACUCAAUCUUUGUUCCUUUCUCUGAAUCGGCCAAACGCAGUCCAGAAAAAUAGCGUCACUUCCAUAUUAGCCAAUCAAAUCAUAACUGUCAAAAUGCUAAUUGUUGUAGAUGGGCGUCCUAGCCGAGGCGACUAUUUAUUUUCGUAGUUGUCACGGCAAUGCACGAAAAUAAUGCCGGCCAAGAGUGCCAACAUAUACAUGAACAAAUACCGCACACGCAGUUGAGGCGGUGAAAAACGUAAACAAAUAAAAAAAACAAUACUCUGUAAUGUUGAAUAAGUACAGUGUUUUGGUGGGGACUAGUUUGCAGGAAAUAUAUAAUAGCUGAUUUUCAGAGAUAGUCAAAAUGGACUUGAGACACUAACGUUUCUGAUCAGUUUCCGAUUUUUUUUGUAUGUAAUCUUGAGAAUUUUAAUUACAAAUGCAGCGUGCUAAAUUUUAGAUGUGCAUGUACUUCAAAACAAUGUUUUUGAUAAAAUUUGACCAAAUAAAGCAAUUAUUCCAUCAAACAUAUACAUGUGUAUAAAAUUAUAAUGACGAAAUAGUUAUUUUUUCUAACUAAACAAUUUUUUUUUUCACCGAAAUUUUGCACCGAAAUAACUCUUUUUAUUCACCGAAAUGGGCCUUUUUUAUUUACCAUUUUUCAUUGGCCCUAAAUAUUUGGAAUAAAAAAAUCUACAUUUGAAGUAUAACCAGUGCUGCCAAGUAUUAAAGAUCUCCAGUUACGGAACAUUAUGUAUUUAUUAUUAAAAUGGAAACGGCGUUUGGUAAAUAUUGCUCUUGUCCCAUGUUGUAAGAAGGCCCAACUGAAGCGGUGCGAGGGCUUGCUGGAGCGCGCAGACGGCUGGCUCGUAAUCCACGGGCUGGGCGCGGCCGUGUCUCGCGCGCUCAACCUCGCUUUGCAGCUACAGCUACGACAUCCUGGCACCGUGCAGUUGGCCGUCAACACCUCCACCACCGACCUCGUAGACAGCCUAGAGCCGACGGGGGACCAGGGCGACUGGGAGUGGCAGACGCGCCAGAACUCAUCAGUGCACGUGAAGCUGUGGCGCGCGGCGCAGUAGGAGCCAUGUUCUUCACUACACGUGAGCUGGUGCAGUGGCUUGGGCUGACCGUGUUCGAGAUGUGGGUGCAGCUGGCGGCAGUGACUGCCUUCACCGUCGUGCUCGCGCUCCGUCCUGCCGACGCCUCCUGGUGGGCGACCUUCUCCCCGCUGUUCGUCGGCGAUGCCCUCUGCGCCUACUUCUGCGCCAUAGUGCUGGUGCGCAUGCACCUCGAGGAGAUGCACAAGGCGGCCGUGCUGCGCGCGGCAUGGUCCGCAUCGCUGCUGCUCCUACUGUUCGUGUUCAAGUUCCUGCUGUGCCGUAAGCUGGCCGGCCAGAGCGGGCUGGUGUUCUCCGAGGUGAUGUCACCGGUGUUCAUCCUGCUGCAGCUGGUGCUGAUCCGGGCAUGCCAACUGCACUGAGGCCUCACCCAGCCGCACGGCCGCUGACCAAAGCAGAUCUCAUGAUUUGCACAGUAAAGAGCGCAUAUUCCAGAAUACAUUGCCAUUUCUUUUAGUUCAGUGUAAACUGUUCAUAAAACUUCUAUGCAACAUCUGUUAUUGAUACUAAGAACAAUUACAAUAAGCAAGCAUGGUAAAGCCUCUUAAGGAUAGCAUAAUUACUUUGAAAGCUUGCGAAGAAUAAUAUGCGCUGGUGGUCCCUUGCUUGUUUCAAUGGUGGGAUCUCCCACUGUCUCUCGGGGCUGUUCCGUACACAAUCAUCUCACGGACGCUGUCUUAACGAUGUGGUCCGUGUCACUGCUGCUUAUCCGUGCAUUCUGGCCGUGCUGCGGCCACUCACGCCCCUCUCUUCCUCCUCUCCCUACCAUUGUUAACUGAAGCAAAUGGAACACAUUAAGUUGAUACCUGGCUGUGUGCUGUGAAUGAAAGGACAGCCGAGACUUCUAGUGUACAAAGACAAUGGUGUUUUGCAGAUAAUUUAUCCUAAAUAUUUAAUUUAUUCAUGCAGAACAUAUGACAAGCUCAUGUGAAUAGCCCUCCUUUAAAUCACUGAACUGUAAAUAAAGAAAAUGGAUGUCUUGAUGUUUGGAAAAUAUGAUAAUCUAAUAAAUAGUUGCCAAGUGAUUUUGUUUUCGGAUUGCUUCAUCAUAUUUCUUUAUAAGAAAUAAUUGUAUGUAGUCCAAAUAUGUGGAAAGAUAGGGGAUGGAGGAAGAGUUAUUUUUAUGGUGAUAUGAUUUACAUGUUUAUUACUUUUGAAUCUAUACUUGAAACCUUUACAUGUUGGUGUUGUGUAUCCAUUAUACUUUGUGAAAUGCUUUUUUCUGUGCAGCAGAAUUUAAAAGAUGGUAGACUCAUGUAGGGACAUGAACUUUUCGGUAAAUAAAAUUACUCAAAAGUGGUAAAAAACACUAAAAA
Molecule: messenger RNA, 4251 nt
Organism: Bacillus rossius redtenbacheri
Lineage: Eukaryota; Metazoa; Arthropoda; Insecta; Phasmatodea; Bacillidae
Product: transmembrane protein 203-like
Exons: 3
Coding region: 2902-3297 (131 amino acids)
Biological process (GO): tRNA 5'-leader removal; intracellular calcium ion homeostasis
Cellular component (GO): nucleolar ribonuclease P complex; endoplasmic reticulum; ribonuclease MRP complex
Molecular function (GO): nucleic acid binding
Source: RefSeq, a predicted model, not a curated record